AUGUUGAGAGCUUUAACCAAUAGCAUUCGGCGAACGCGACCGUGUCCUAGAAAAUCCUCUAGCGUUGCUCAUAUCCUCCCUACGGGAACUCCGAUUGAGGAAGAGACCUUACCACAUUACAAACCGGAGCAUUAUUAUCCGGUAAAAAUCGGCGAUAUCUAUCAAGCUAGAUACGAAGUAACCGGAAAGCUUGGGUACGGGGCAUAUUCAACGAGUUGGCUAUGCCGGGAUCUCCAUUAUGAAUCAAGAGUCAAUAAGUACACGGUCCUGAAGGUGUCCACCUACUUUCCAGACCAUCCUACUGUAACAGAUCGUGAAUUCAGAGCCUAUGAACACCUGGCAAAGGUCGAUUCUUCGCAUCCGGGUCAGUCAUUGAUCCGCGAGCUGUAUGAUUCAUUCGACCUCCAGGGCCCUGACGGCACACAUCGGUGCCUCGUGCUGCAGCCGAUGCAUAUGACCCUUCUCGAAAUGAGGGGCCUCAAUCCCAGGCCAUUUAAUCUGCCUCUGCUUAAGAUGACUGUCAUGCGACUUCUAUUGGCGCUUGAUUUCUUGCACGCGGAGGCUGAGGUUAUACAUACCGACCUAAAGACCGUCAACUUAAUGCUCAGCCUGGAGGAUAGCUCCAUGAUGGCAGAUUUUGCAGCAGCGGAAUCUGAAAACCCAAGUCCCCGGAAGUUGAUUGGUCAGUCGCGUAUUAUAUAUAACAGUCGAAAGUUUCGCAGGCCAAGUGGAGGUAGAGACUACGGUCUCCCAGUUCUAUGCGACUUUGGUGAGGCAAGGAUUGGCAAAACUCAGGAGUCAGGGCCUUUCGUCCAACCAUAUAUGUACAGAGCACCAGAAGUUAUUUUUGAAAUGCCUUGGGGAAGCGCUAUCGAUAUCUGGAACCUUGCAGGCCUUAUUUGGGACAUGUUCGAAGGGCUGCAUCUAUUUGGAGACAUAUUCGAUUCUAAAGACGGCCAUGACCCGUUCAAACAUCUGGCCCUCAUGGUAGCCUUGAUUGGACCACCGCCGACUGAAUUCGUGCGGCGUAGUGAGACGACGGAGCAGUGCUUUGAUUCAAGCGGUGGCUGGGUUGCUCACCAAGAAGCGACUAUGCCCACUGUUUCUCUUGAGGUUCUGGAGAAGCGGCUUAAUGGCAAGGAGAAAGAGUUAUUUUUGGCAUUCAUUAUGUCGAUGUUGAAGUGGUUGCCAGAGGAACGCAAGACAGCCAAACAACUGCUUGAACAUCCGUUCUUGGUCGAUUAUAGCUACUUGUAA
Aspergillus oryzae RIB40 is the source of this 1257-nucleotide messenger RNA. RefSeq names its product putative protein kinase. The record is from RefSeq and is a predicted model, not a curated record. The coding region runs from base 1 to 1257 and encodes 418 amino acids. The transcript has 5 exons. Gene Ontology annotation, biological process: protein phosphorylation; regulation of mRNA processing; spliceosomal complex assembly. Lineage: Eukaryota; Fungi; Ascomycota; Eurotiomycetes; Eurotiales; Aspergillaceae. Gene Ontology annotation, molecular function: protein kinase activity; ATP binding.